Scaptodrosophila lebanonensis is the source of this 7327-nucleotide messenger RNA. It is a transcript of the gene RhoGAP100F, whose product is annotated as rho GTPase-activating protein 100F. The transcript has 11 exons. The coding region runs from base 964 to 6483 and encodes 1839 amino acids. The record is from RefSeq and is a predicted model, not a curated record. Gene Ontology annotation, molecular function: protein binding. NCBI's taxonomy places the organism in Eukaryota, Metazoa, Arthropoda, Insecta, Diptera, Drosophilidae. Gene Ontology annotation, biological process: signal transduction.
CUUGUUAUGUGAUUGGAAAAUUUGCAGAAUUUACUCGCGAAUAUGUUGAAAUUUACUGUGCAAUGUGCAAAAGCUCACAAGUUACGCAAAAAAUGCCGCAGCGAUGCGUGCAAAAUGUGAAAAGGAAAAGAAAAAUGCUCCGAGCUCAAGUAGUGCAAAAUUGAAGUGCCGUAAUGCCUCUGCAUCCUCGUGUCAUUGACCACCGAAAAAGCAAAUUAUCUCUAUCGUUUUCGACAGUAGCACAAAUAGCAAUAGGAACAACGUAGUCCUACCGCUUCGUGUCCCCUCACCUCGCAUUUUAUUAAAUUGAAGAGUCGCCCUCGUUGUUAUCACCAUUCUCACUGCCGAAGCGCCCGUUCCAGCUUUUGUGCCACUACGCCGGAAACACUGCAUCGUUGAUGCUGCGACGGAAAUUAAAACAAAUCGAACCGAAAUCACAUGCUAUACCAAGAGUUGGGACGGAGUAGCAAGCUCACUUCAUUUUUACUGCUGGAGGACAUUGCUGCCGCUGCACCUGCGAUUUCAUGUUUUGAUAACGGCAUCUCAUUGGUGGCUUAGACCACAUUGGGUGUCAGCAUUUGCAACGCAAAACGCCACAACUCAGCAGUCAAUACAAAAGCGCAGAGCACUUUACACGAGCAACGAAGUUUUCGACCUUCAACAUUUUUAUAUACAACGCCAAAAACAUUUUGUAAAUUAAGCUGCACCUCAACCACGUGGAAUCCAAAUGAGCUGCUAAUCACGCCCUGCCAAUGCGAAGAAAGUGACCCUACUGAUAGAAGAAAUACGUAGUAUACACGUAUAUCUAUCAAGCGAUCCACUACAUUAAAAUUCAGCGGCCAGCCAAGACGGGUGCGGACCACUUAGGAGCAGUGGAAGAAGCAGCUCAGUGAUAGCAGCAGCCGUGGCAGCCGGGCCCAAAUGCCCCAACUGGACCAGUAUCCCCAGAAGGACCACUACUAAAUGCAGUGGAAGAAGAAGUUUACUCGAUUGAAAGCAGCUACCGGAAAUUCGCGUGUGCGAAGAAUGCUUUGUUGUGGACGUAGAAAGGAAAAUGGAAGAUCAGUUCCUGAUGUUACCGCCAGCCCGGGACGUGCACCGCCCGGUCCGCUACCUGCCAACCAGCUGUCCGGACUGGGCAAUCAACAGCAGCAGCACCUUCAACAGCAGCAACUGUCGCAUCACCAGCAACAACAUCAUGGUAAUCAGCAGCAGCAACGCGGUCAGAAUGCCACCGGCGGCGUCAAGGAGCCGGUGCUGUUACAGGGUGACUUUCGAAAAGUUAGUGGGAUUAGUUCCGAGAUCUUUCGGCAGAUAGAAGCAGUGGAGAAUGAUCAUGAUCCGAACACGGCUGCCGCUUUGGAGGCGGUGGAGCGACGAGGCGAAAUGAUUGUUCGCAUUCUGGAGCCGCGAUGCAUGGGAAGUAAGCAAGCCGUCGAGGCGGCGCACAAGCUUAUGAGCAAAGGCGAUGGCCGACAUACGGUGCAGCUGGUUGAGAUUGUGAAAAGGCCUGGUCAGACCUUAGGCCUGUACAUACGUGAAGGGAACGGCGCCGAUCGCACCGAUGGUGUCUUUAUUUCUCGUAUUGCGCUUGAAUCGGCUGUGUACAAUAGUGGAUGCCUAAGGGUGGGCGACGAAAUCUUGGCCGUUAAUUUGGUGGACGUCACGCACAUGUCGCUGGACGAUGUCGUCAUUAUCAUGUCAAUUCCGCGACGUCUGGUACUUGCUAUACGCCAGCGGCGUGGUAAUCGCGGCACCGGUUCUCCAGGUCCACCCACGCUAUCUCGACCGGAGCAGAAACCGCCGCCAGUAGUGGUCAUCAAGCGCGAUCUCAGAGAAGAAGACUUGGACGAGACGGAUCGUAUGCCGCGCUCGCGAUCAUCACGAGAAAGACGUACAGGUGACGGGCGUGAGAUGACCGAGUCGCGCUCUCGGCUGGGUUUGGGCUUGAACAAUUACAGUCCGCAAUCGGAGCAGCUCGAUAUGUACUACAAUACACGUGCUGGCGUCAAUGCUAUUGGGGACCCGCCAAGCUGGGGCUACAAGCCACCACCACCACCCUCUGUCAUCACUGAACAACCAAAAGGUCAUGCGUUUGCGCCCUCACAUGCCUACUAUCAAAACGCGGGCACGCUGGAGAGCCUGGCAGAGAAGGUGCACGCAUUUUACCCUGGAGGCCCUUCGCGUCGUAUGUCCACGGGAACGGGUGUGGGUUUGGCACAGCAGCAUGCACGUUUCCCGCGCUCCGGUUCUGAUCAGCACCUACCGCGUGUAGAGUAUGCAGACUAUUCCAACUCCCUGGGCCGACAUUCCCUAUUACGUUCGAGCCUAAAACCUGGCACGGGAGUUGGUGGAGCGCCCAUGGGUGUGGGCGGUACUCUAGGUCGUUACGGACGUUACGAGCAGCAGCGCGGCGGUGUUUCUAAGUAUGGACAGACGAAUGCGGGUGCGCAGUCACUUACCCGACGAUCUCGGCCCAACCUUGAUUACUCCAGUGACACAGAGGCCACGAUUGGCCCACGACCAAGCUACUACUAUUACAAUCGGCCCGCCAUUGGUAGCAUGCCACGUGGGGCCAGCGGUGUGGGAGGUGCAACCGCUGCCCUUCUAGCCGGCGCUCCCGAUCUUAACAAGUUCAAUUCGCUGCCUCGCGAACGUCCCGGUGUAAGACUCCAGGGUAUACGUGCGAGAAUUGGAGAUCGCAUAUUGGACGAGAGUGACGGCAACAUUUCGGCACCGGAGUUCGAUGCGCGGAGAAGUCGUGAUUUGCGGCAACGUAUUACAGCCAGCCCUUCGAUCUUUACGGCAGAUGAAUAUCGAGCCUGGCUAAGGCGAGCGCCUAGCAGCUCCGCCAUCGCCGAGCAGAUGCGUAUGACACGCGAUAUGUUUUCCCAGCAACGCUCACAUCGCUUCUCCUGUAGUGCGGAAAACAUACACGAUGCGCUCAAGAACACGGAGAGCAUUUACUCCAGUCGCACAGGUAUACUUGGCGCGGGGACACUAGAUCGGAAUCUUGGCCUCACCCGACCCAUAUCCGCGCUGCCUGUGCGCUCGAUGUCGUCACAGCACAUUGGAGGCGCGUCAUCCAUACGCUCGCCUAGCAUACGUCGUAUGCGUCAGUUGCUUGAGCUGUCUGCUGGUCCAGCUAGUCCCAGUGGCAGCAUCAUGAGCACCGGUGGCCAUCAAAGUCCAGCGCCUACACCAAGCGCUACACUUCCGCGCCCGCAUCGUCAAAUUGACAUCAAUCCAGCUGAGUUUGCCAAGUAUAAGUUGGACAAGCCGAUUGUGGACAUUGGGGGCGUUUCAGGAAUGCUCUGGAUACAUCUGCUGGCUGGACGAGGACUGCGAACCGCUCCAGAGCUGGGCGCCCAGCACGCAGCAGCAAACCAACAGAACCUUACCCGAGAUCUGUACUGUGUCAUCGAAUGCGAUCGUGUGCACAAAGCGCGAACCGUUGUGCGCUCUGGUGAUCUGCAGUUUGAUUGGGAUGAGUCUUUUGAGCUGGAUCUGGUGGGAAAUAAGCAGCUGGACGUACUGGUAUACUCCUGGGAUCCACAGCACCGACAUAAGCUGUGUUACCGUGGCGCUAUCUCCCUGUCUGCGGUACUUCGACAGUCUCCAUUGCACCAACUAGCGCUUAAGGUAGAACCUCGGGGUACUAUUUACAUACGCAUGCGCCACACCGAUCCAAUCGCACUGUAUAAACGUCGCGGCCUUCCUAGUCUGCGUGCCGGUUAUCCCACACUCUUCGGUGCUGACUUAGAAACAGUCGUUAGUCGCGAGUCAAAGGGGGCCCCUGGAAGUGCCCCUGUGCCAAUUGUGCUGCGCCGCUGUGUCGAGGAGGUGGAGAGACGCGGCCUCGAUAUUAUCGGGCUCUACCGCCUCUGUGGUUCGGCAACAAAGAAACGUCUGCUGCGCGAAGCCUUUGAACGCAACAGCCGGGCCGUGGAAUUGAGCCCGGAACAUGUUCCUGAUAUCAAUGUCAUAACUGGCGUGCUGAAGGACUAUCUCAGGGAGCUACCGGAGCCGUUGUUCACUCGCUGUCUCUUUCAGAUGACAGUAGAUGCUUUGGCUGUGUGCCUGCCUGAUGAUCCAGAAGGAAAUGCGAAGCUCAUGCUUAGCAUACUCGAUUGUCUGCCUAGGGCGAACAGGGCAACACUAGUUUUCCUGCUAGACCAUUUGUCGCUCGUCGUUUCCAACUCCGAACGCAAUAAGAUGUCCGCACAAGCUCUGGCCACAGUGAUGGGACCCCCGCUCAUGUUGCACUCAGCCAAUGCCCAGCCUAGUACCGAUAUCGACCAUGCCCAGCCCAUAGCGGUACUGAAAUAUCUGCUGCAGAUUUGGCCCCAGCCGCAGGCACAGCAUCACGCGCCUUCGGCACAGCAUAUAGGCGGUACGGCAGGUGCACUGAUGGGUGGCAUGGCCACAGGGGGCAGCAUGAGCAACAUGGCGGGCAUUGCUUCAGGUCGGCGCGGCGAGUCAACAGGGCAGCGUGGAAGCAAAGUCAAUGUGUUGCAAGCGGACAGACAACAAAUCCUACUGCAGCAGCAGCAGCAGCUCAUGGCGGCGGGCAACCUUCUACGCUCGUCCACUUCGGUAACCAACAUACUCUCCCAAGGCCAUCAUCAGCUCUCAGCCACAGCCAACAGUCAUCUGUAUCAAUCAGUAGUGGGUCAGUUAGCUCAAUCGCAUCGAGCCUUGCAACAAGCGGUGCAACAGCCCUAUCAAUUGGCGGGCUCAGCGGUCUCAGCAAUUCCCGACCAAUCGCCACUGCCACUUCCAGGCACACCCUCCCCAGGCAGUAGCUCGGCGUCGACGGGCUCAGGUUCGGGUUCCGGCAAAAGCACUGAUACCAUAAAACGCGGUGCCUCGCCCGCUUCUGUAAAGCAGGUCAAUAUUGUCGACACCGCCAGCCCAUACUCAAUUGUACAGAAGAAACCUCCCCUGCAGAAGGACGCACCAAUAGACGCCACUACACCCAGUGCAGAACACGGAACCAACAACAUCGCGACUUUAGAUGGAAUCACUAUCAGCACAUCAACCCGAAAAGGCGUUGAUUUCUACGAAUCGCACAAGACUCAGGUGAAAAGCAGCAAUGACGACCCCUACAGCUCCAAGUAUGGAAGUCUAGACACGAAGAAAAGCAGCUUUAGCAGCAGCUAUACGUCCGGUGGCAAGUCGGCAGCAACCGACGACUACAAGGCUAUGCGUAACAAGUCUAGCGCCACAUCUUCCUCCUCCUCAUCACAGGCGACGGUAUUGAGCGCUGGUUCUACGGCCACCUCAGCGCCCACUACAUCGUCCGACGAUUCCGAUGAUCUUGUCUCAUACAAAUCUUCGGCCUCCACCAACGCACUGCUCGCGCAGUCCCAGGCCAUGACUACGAGUCAGCUCAUGUCCAAGUACUUAAAGCGCGAACCGCGCGUUCAUUUUACACCAAUUAAAUCGCCGGAAUCGCCCUCCCCACCUGGUGGAGGAGAUGGCCUCCCCAAGGGCACCUAUCAGCUGGUCGCGUCUAGCGUAAGUUCAAGUAAGCUUAGUGCCACCACCGGUGCCAUCAGCAAGUACACGACUUCGUCAUCGUCGACCUCAAUGGACACCACCACGAAUCUGACCAGCAGCAGCCAUAAGCCUGCCUCUCCCUCCAGACAUCUGGGUAGCAGUCAGGGCAAGGACGCCAGAGCAGUUUCCGCCACGGUAAGCAGCACUUCUUCGUCCAUUGUAUCGAGUGGACGGCGCUUAUUCGACAGCCUGGCAUCGUCAUCAUCAUCGGAAACAGAGACCAAAACGUAUAUAGGUGGAACCACAGUCGGUAGCAGCGCGGCCAGCACCACCACUUACACGAACGAUUCUAGAAACCAAGCGACUAGUAGCAAUAAAUCAGGUUCUAGCUCAGAGCAUAGGAGUUUUGGGAGCACGCUAUUCGGCAGCAGCGGCUUGGGAAACGGUAACGGGCACGCCCACUCAAGCACCAAUGGCAAUGGCAAUCACAAUGCCAUGAACUUGUAUGGCACACUUCCCAAGAACGGCGCUGGCAGCAGUUGCUCAGCAGGCGGCAGCAGUGCAGGAGCAGCGCUGUUUGGAACCAGCACUAGCUCCUCAUACUAUUCGGCCAGCUCAUCUGGUGGCGCCACAGCGAGCAGCAGUGGCGUCAGCUCGAUGACUGGCUCGACCAACAGUUAUGACUUCUAUACGGGCAGCAACAACAGCAGCUCACGACCGUUCGCUAAUGGGGGAAACAACUACCACACGUUAGGCACGUAUCGGGCGCAGUACGCGGCGACCAAUCCUUUCCUUGAUGCCUUCGAUGAAAAGACCAACAAUGGGAGUGCCAGUAGUAACAAUGGUACAGGCCAUGGCAGCUUGUUGUUUGGGGACGACAACAAGUUGGGGGAAAAGGCACAUCAGCGCUCGUCCGUCAUAGCUUCCUUUCAAUCUGGUGAUUCGAAGAAUGGCAGUGACGAGUACGAUGAUCUCAAGUGAGUAGCCUUUGGCCAGUCAGCCAGGUGGGGCUAUCAUAGUACGGGUGGCUUACGCUUGCAGAUGCAGAUAACGAUUAGACGCUGAUCGCAUUGUUUUUGAGUAUUUACAGUUUACAAAUUUACAAUAUACCUAACGCAGUACCCUAGCUACGAAAUUGAUAAACUAUCAAUGACUAAUGCAAAUUAGAGUCUAACCUAAUAAUAACAUAUAAUAUACAUACAUAAUAUACAAAAUAACUUAAAUAACUGCAAGAAGCAUAAACGAUAUUUAAAUAUUUCAACGAAUUUCCAAAAGAAAUAUCGCAAUGACACAACGGCAAUCCAUAGAUAAACAACAACAACAACAUGGAGGCAUUUAAAUGGCUGCCCAAUCCAGUCUCCAGUGAGCAAAAAGCUUUUCAUGCGCAUUAUAUGUAGCUUAACAGUGCUUCAAAAGCUUUGCAUUAACAUUUCUCUGUUAACACCGUCGCUGUGAGGCCUAACAGCGGGCAGCCAUUUAGUGCCUAUAACUGCAUCUUAGACGAAAUAGCAUACCAUUUUCGAAAACUAAAUGUAAACUCUAAGGUUUACAGUUUUUAAUUGAAACACGAACAGAAGGUUGAAACCAAGCAUUUAAUUUUUACAGUGAACAGUGAAAUAAAGAAAUACAAACACACAUACGCGUAAUUUGAACUUCUGCUGAAAUCGCAUUUGAGGAACAACAAAUAACUCAAUAUACGAGUACAUACACACAUACAGAACAAUCAAUCCAUUUACUCCAAAUCCACAACAUACUGUAUGUACUUAUACAUAUGUGUGUGUAUGUAUGUAUGUAUUUAAAUGAGACCAACUCUAAGCUAUUAACA